AUGGGCUCAAGCGUAAGCACAAUGUCAGAAGACAUGGACAGCGAUCUCAGGCAGUUUUCGCACUUCCCUACAAACGAUCUACAUCAAUGGCUGGUUGCAUUCAAAAAGGCAUAUCCAACCGGGUACAUAACUGCAAAGAACCUCGAGGACAUGUUCCGCGGAUAUUUUCCAUUUGGUUCUCCAGAGGCCUUUUCAAAGAGGCUUUUCGAGACCAUCAACAUCAGUGAAAGCUGUGCCAUAGACUUCCAUGAGCUCAUGAUUGCAUAUAGUAUUUUAGUCAAGGGAAGCGAUCACGAAAGACUUCGCUGGAUAUUCAGGUUCUAUGACACUGAUGGUGAUGGCGUUGUUUCAAGGCAAGAAAUGCUUUGUGUAAUCCAGAGCAUAAUUGAAAUGACCUCAAAGACACUCGAGCUCGGCCUUGAUCCCUCAAGUGUAACCGAAAACAUCUUCAAUUCAAUUGAUUACUCAAAAAACACGUUGAAUUUUGAAGACUUCAAGACACUGCUUGUUCAGAACAAAAAGGCAUUUGAUAUGUUGAUUCCAUUCUCAUGA
Molecule: messenger RNA, 552 nt
Organism: Ordospora colligata OC4
Lineage: Eukaryota; Fungi; Microsporidia; Ordosporidae
Product: Ca2+-binding protein
Exons: 1
Coding region: 1-552 (183 amino acids)
Molecular function (GO): calcium ion binding
Source: RefSeq, a predicted model, not a curated record